AUGUCGGGCACGCAGCAGCCGGACUCUUCGGCUGCAUCCGAUGCGCGCUUUCGGCCGUCUGCCGCUGGAUCAUCGUCGCAAGGUCGCAAAGUGUCGUUCGAGCAGCUCGCCAGCACUUCGUCCAGCAGAGCGAGCUCAUCCGCCGUGGCCGCGCCGGGCGCAUCGGGCAGCACAUCAUCCCUUUCGGCCUACUCGGGCGCCACCCGACGCCAUUCGCUGUUUGGCACCGAAGACCGCAUCAUCCUCGACGUCGGCAGCCGAUAUUCCAAGUUUGGCUUCAGCGGCGAGCCUCGUCCGCGCGCCAUCGUACCCUCGGUCUCCUUCUCGCAGCCAUCGACGUCGUACCUUCGGCUCGAUGCUUCGUCGGCCACUGCAGGCCUGUACGGCGCAGGCGACACGCUGUGGGACGUCGACUUUGAGCGGUGUGCUGAUGAUCAGCUCCGACGCGGCAGGCGGGCGCUGGUGCUUGCGCAGCUGACACAGCUGUUGCGCAGCGCAUUCACGCAGCACCUCAUGACGGACCCCAAGAAGCGAAAGGUGCUGGUGGUCGAGAACCCCAUGCUGCCGAAUGCGGUCAAGGACAUGAUCUGCGAGGUGCUCUUCAACAAUCUCCAGGUGCCGUCGGUUUCGUUCGUGCCUGCGCCGCUGCUCAGCCUGCUCGCCGUGGGUCGCAUCACGGGCCUCGUGCUUGAGGUAGGCUACCUCGAAGCCACGCUCAUGCCCAUCUACUAUGGUCGGCCGCUGGCGAGCCAUGUGGCUACAAGCGCGCGCGCGGGCCAACGGCUCAAUGCGAGGCUCAGGCGUCUCUUGCUGCGCUACGCCAAGUUCGUCGCGGCACAUACCGGGCUGCAGGACUCGACGAGGUCGUUGCGCGAACGCACACGCGACGUUGACCCAGCCAUGCUCACCGAUGAGCGCAUCGAGCAGAUCAAGGCAAAAGCACUCUUUGUCAGCUCCUACGAUCCGGCCCUGUCCGAUCUGGCAGAUGUCUUCUCGGUGCUCGACCUCGAUUCCUCACCGGCGACAGUGGAUGCAGGUGUGGAGCAGGAGGCAGUCUCGACGAUCCGCCGCAAGUACUCGGCUACUUCGAGCGCGACGCCGUUCACAUUUGGCGUGACGCCCGAGUCGGUCGACCCCACCGGCUCCGCGUCGCUCAUCCAGAGCAUACAGGCGCCAGCUCCGCACACGGGCUCGGCGUUGGGAGCGUCUGCGGCUCAGAGCGAGGUUGGGGUGAUCGCGAUUCCGGGCUGGGUGCGCGAGCGUGCAGCCGAGGUGCUGUUCGAACGCGGCGAUGCCGACGAUCCGGGGCUGGUUGAGAUGACGGUUGCGGCGAUUAGCAAGUUGCCCAUCGACCUGCGGCGCGUCAUGUGCGAGAACCUGCUCGUAUCGGGCGGCACGGCGAUGCUGCCGGGCUUUGCGCACCGCUUCCGCACGCAACUCGCUGCAGCGAUCGACGCAGCUGAGCAGCCGGGUGGGGCGCUCUCGGUAGACAGAAACGCGCGUCGCAUCGGCUCAACGACUCAGAUCUCGCAAGGUACGCAGCGGGGUCGGGCGUUGUCGGGCUCCGUGGCGGUACUCAACGAUCCCUGGCCCGAGACGGCGCACGCAGCAGCAAGCAAAGAGGCUGGGCAAGGGCAGGGCGGAACGGCGCCGGCAUUUGCGGCGAAUCUGCUGCCGUACAUGGGCGCAUCGCUGGCGGGUGCGCUCAAGACGACUUCGCUCACUGCGAUCUCGCGCGAGGCGUACGACGAAGCUACGAAUCCCGUCAUGCCCGAAGCCAAGGUAGAGGCUGCAGGUGGUGAUGACAAGGAGACGCGGGCGGGCGAGGGCGCAAAGGCGUCCAGGCCGGGCAUGCUUGGCGCAAUGAAGCGUGGCUCGUUCGUGGGCGUAGUGGGUGGACUCGAAACGGGCGCGUACGGCGGACUGGCUGCUGUGAGUCGACACCUUGUGGGCAUCCCGGGCACGAGCACAAGUAGUGACGACAAGACCAGCUGA
Molecule: messenger RNA, 1995 nt
Organism: Moesziomyces antarcticus
Lineage: Eukaryota; Fungi; Basidiomycota; Ustilaginomycetes; Ustilaginales; Ustilaginaceae
Product: actin-like ATPase domain-containing protein
Exons: 1
Coding region: 1-1995 (664 amino acids)
Biological process (GO): microtubule-based movement
Source: RefSeq, a predicted model, not a curated record